Molecule: messenger RNA, 1589 nt
Organism: Prunus dulcis (almond)
Lineage: Eukaryota; Viridiplantae; Streptophyta; Magnoliopsida; Rosales; Rosaceae
Exons: 3
Coding region: 427-945 (172 amino acids)
Source: RefSeq, a predicted model, not a curated record
AGGAGGUAAAAUGCGGUAAACCUGCAAAUCUAAAGAAAAACCCUUUAUUCAUACCAAUCAUUUGUAUCAAAUUUACUGGUUGGCAUUUCCGUUGACUGUCUGACUCUGACUCGCUUAAAAUAAAAACAGAAAAAUUGCCUUGAAGUGAGAUUCGAUAUGUUUCUUAAAGAUAGCAUUAUGAUCCUUCUGUUGAAUAUAACUCCAAGAAGCUCUGAGAUUUCUUACUUUCAGCAGUUUCUCUCACGUGGGUCUAAUUGAUAAUCUCAAUUGAUUCUUUCUUUGUUGGGUUCGGAUUUUCUGUCAGCUUAGCUUCACUCCCUCGGUUGUGGGAAAGGCUUUUGAACGGAGUUGGUUGUAACAUCUCUCUCAACAAGAUUCUGGUCACUGGAGAAAAUUCCUGUUACAAGGUGUCUGCUCAUACCUUUGAUGGAGACUAGAACAAACAUGGUUCAGACACUGGAAGCUAUAAAGGGUGGUGGAGGAUCCAUCAGGGUUGGGACCACUGGGACGGUCAGUUCCCUAAUGACAAGAGAAUUAGAGUCCAUCAAAGUUGCACCUCCGACGCCUGCAUCUUCCAGAAGUAAACAUCAAACAGCUUCUGUUUCUGUUCCCUGUGGUGCUACUACUCCGAAAAAGCUACAACCAAAAAAAUCAUGUGAUGAAGCUAGCAGCAGUGGAACCAGCAACUACAUUAAUCAGAGACGCCCUGAAAUUUCACAGAAAACAAAAACUCAUGCUAAAAAGACUAGUCAGAUCCCGAUAUUGAGCUCUGAUAAUGUUGGCCUGGAUAGAACUCCUAGUAGGCAGAAAACUAGUAAAAAAGGACCUAACAUUGUUGAAGUUGUGGACUUAAAAUGUGGGAACUCAGAUAGAGCAUGGGCUGGCAAUAUAACGAAUCGACUGAAGAAGCUGGGCUUCUCAAAGCUCUCUGAGAGCAUUGUCUAACCUGAGGAAACCAUGCCUUUAAAUUGUGGCUGAGGCUUGUGUGAGCUACAUCUGCUGCUUAAUUCGAGGUGGCUGAAGUGCUCAAUUUCUUUCAUUAUGAGGGAUCCAACAGUGCCUCUGGUGCCUAUUUCCACGGGAGCAUAUGCAGCCAUUUUUGCAGCAUCUCUGUUGGCAAUGGUGCUGGAUUUAGACAUGUUUGGUUCUGUUGGAGUGGAGGGGUUGGCUUGUGGAUGAAAAGUGGUGGUUUGGGGUUCAGUCUUGGGUGGGGAAUGUGCUUUUCUUUUGGGACAUAUGGUGUUUGGCCUUUUGCUAUUUCACAAGGAUUCUUUGCUUUGUGUUCUUUAUCUAAAGUGAACAGCAUUUGUUGGGUUGGCUGGUUAUAUACUCACCUCAUUCAUGUGCUUACAGAUAAAAAGGUAGAAUCCCUUAAGCUACCACACCUUCUUUCUCUCUAUUUUAUUUUAUUUUUAAAUUUGACCAUUUGGGUCUCAUUUACUGAUUUAAUAUAGUUUUCCAUACUUGGAUUAUGUAUUGGAUUCAUUAUGACCGUCGGAUCUUGCGGAACAAUUUUAGUUUGAUGUAUUAUGUUGUAUUGCAAAUCAGUCAGUAAAAGUGACGGUGUUGGAUUUUAUUUGCUUUUUGAA